AUGGUGCUGUCCGCGUGCGUGCGCGCGUCCGCGCAAACCUUCUGCGCCUCCUACCAAGAGUCGGGCGACCUGAUCAAGUCUCCAUCGCCGCCGCCCAGCCACGACGGCUCGGCGAGCGGCGAGGGCGAGGCGAGCGGCGACGAGCGCGGCUCCCCGGGCGAGCACGUGCGAGCGCGCGCCGCGCACCCCGCCGCCAGCGCCGCCUCGGCCGCCGCGUGUGUGUGUGUGUGUCCGCAGAGCGCGGCGGGCGCGGGCAGCGCGCUGGCGCAGCUGCAGCACCUGCUGCUCACGCAGCACGGCGCGCACUCGCUGCUGCUGCACACGCAGGUGCAGCAGGCCGUGGCGCAGGCGGCGGCGCAACAGCUGCAGCAGCUACAGGCGCGCGCGCAGCCUCCCAGCGAUGCGCGCUCGCCGUCGCCGCGCGGCAGCCCGCCGGGCGCGGCCGCCUUCCUCACGCCGCACACUCCGGGCCCGGGCCGCGCGCGCUCGCCGCACACACACGCGCACACACACGCGCACGCGCACGCGCACGCGCCGCACGCGCCGCUCGCCGGCCACUCGCCGCUGCACGCGCACGCGCACAAGCCGCGCGCGCUCGACCCCGCCGAUGACACGGCCGACCUCGAGGAGUUGGAGCACUUCGCCAAGACCUUCAAGCAGCGCCGCAUCAAGCUCGGCUUCACGCAGGGCGACGUGGGGCUGGCCAUGGGCAAGCUGUACGGCAACGACUUCUCGCAGACCACUAUCUCGCGCUUCGAGGCGCUCAACCUCAGCUUCAAGAACAUGUGCAAGCUCAAGCCGCUGCUGCAGAAGUGGCUGGAGGACGCCGACUCGUCGCUGAGCGGCGGCGGCGCGGCCGGCGGCGGCGGCGCGGCGCUGGCCGAGGCGGUGGGCCGGCGCCGCAAGAAGCGCACCAGCAUCGAGAGCGGCGUGCGCGUCGCGCUCGAGAAGGCCUUCCUGCGCAACCCCAAGCCCACCAGCGAGGAGAUCGCCGCGCUGGCCGACUCGCUGUGCAUGGAGAAGGAGGUGGUGCGCGUGUGGUUCUGCAACCGCCGCCAGAAGGAGAAGCGCAUCAACCCGCCCGCGGGCGACGGCGCGGCGUCGCCGGGCGCGCUGGCGCACCCGCUGCACGCGCACCCGCUGCACGCGCUGCCGCACCACGCGCACGCGCACGCGCACGCGCACGCGCUCGGCGGCGGCGCACACGCGCACGCGCACGCGCACCCGCACGCGCAGCUGCACGCGCUGCAGGCCGCGGCGCUGCAGCCGCUGGCGCUGCUGGCGCGCGCGCCGCGCGACUGA
This is a messenger RNA of Pararge aegeria (speckled wood butterfly), 1302 nucleotides long. Its product is annotated as POU domain, class 2, transcription factor 3-like. The record is from RefSeq and is a predicted model, not a curated record. Gene Ontology annotation, biological process: regulation of transcription by RNA polymerase II. Bases 1 to 1302 code for a protein of 433 amino acids. The transcript is spliced from 8 exons. NCBI's taxonomy places the organism in Eukaryota, Metazoa, Arthropoda, Insecta, Lepidoptera, Nymphalidae. Gene Ontology annotation, molecular function: DNA-binding transcription factor activity, RNA polymerase II-specific; RNA polymerase II cis-regulatory region sequence-specific DNA binding.